AUGGCCGAGAUCUACCAUCACCCUCUCUUCCCUUCCCCUUCUUCUUCUUCUUGCUCCUCCUCCUCCUCCAAUGAUUCUUGUUGUCUGACUUCUGGUAGAGAAAUAUAUACUCUUUGGAUGAAGUCGUUGGUGUUGAACGGGAAUGGUUGCACCAUCUAUGAUUCUAAUGGCGAAGUAGUAUAUCGUGUUGAUAACUACGACCAGAAGUGCUGCAAGGAGGUCUACCUCAUGGAUCAAGGUGGCAAAACUCUUUACAAGAUACUAAGAAAGAAGCUUCGGGUGUUUGGAAGAUGGGCAGCUUAUCGUUACAAUGACUCGAAUGGAGAAGAGAAGAGGCCUAGAUUUCGAGUCAAAAAAGCUUGUGGGAUUGUAAAGGGAAGUGGGUCCUUUGGAAUUAAAGUUAUGGGGUGUGGCGGGGAGAACAAGGCUAGUUACAAGAUAGAGAUAUUGAAGCACCAGUCAGUGUACAGAAUAAUGGACGUAGCUGGAGGACUUGUGGCACAGUUAAUUGGUGACCACAGGUUCAAAGGAAGCACACUGUUUCAGGAGUUAUGCUGGGAGAAGAUGUUAUGACAUUGGCGGUGGAGCCGGACACAGAUCGUUUGCUCGUUAUGGGACUCGUCGUUGCUUGCUGUCUUAUAAAUCAUUAGUCUUAUAAAUCAUUAAAACGUGAAGUCUCCCUCA
Elaeis guineensis (African oil palm) is the source of this 684-nucleotide messenger RNA. The record is from RefSeq and is a predicted model, not a curated record. NCBI's taxonomy places the organism in Eukaryota, Viridiplantae, Streptophyta, Magnoliopsida, Arecales, Arecaceae.